Molecule: messenger RNA, 1476 nt
Organism: Scomber japonicus (chub mackerel)
Lineage: Eukaryota; Metazoa; Chordata; Actinopteri; Scombriformes; Scombridae
Product: serine/threonine-protein kinase MAK-like
Exons: 11
Coding region: 1-1476 (491 amino acids)
Biological process (GO): cilium assembly; intraciliary transport; protein phosphorylation
Cellular component (GO): cilium; nucleus; cytoplasm
Molecular function (GO): ATP binding; protein serine/threonine kinase activity
Source: RefSeq, a predicted model, not a curated record
AUGAACCGCUACACCACGUUGAAACAGCUGGGCGAUGGCACCUACGGCAGCGUGACCCUGGGCAAGAGCAAUGAGACUGGGGAGCUGGUAGCUAUAAAAAGGAUGAAGAGAAAGUUUUAUUCUUGGGAGGAGUGCUUGAAUCUGCGAGAGGUGAAGUCACUGAAGAAGUUGAACCAUGCCAAUGUGGUGAAACUGAAAGAAGUCAUCAGAGAAAACGACCACCUCUACUUUGUCUUCGAGUACAUGAAAGAAAACCUCUAUCAGCUCAUGAAAGAAAGAAACAAGUUGUUUCCUGAGUCAGUCGUCAGAAACAUGACAUAUCAGAUAUUACAGGGACUGUCCUUUAUUCAUAAACAUGGGUAUUUUCAUCGUGAUAUGAAACCAGAGAACUUGCUCUGUAUGGGCCCCGAGCUCGUUAAAAUUGCUGAUUUUGGACUUGCUAGAGAAAUCCGCUCUCAGCCACCUUACACCGAUUAUGUGUCAACAAGAUGGUACCGAGCCCCAGAGGUUCUGCUCAAAUCCAACUCCUACAGUUCGCCCAUCGACAUCUGGGCCGUGGGAUGCAUCAUGGCGGAGCUCUACACCAUCAGACCCCUGUUCCCUGGCAACAGCGAGGUGGACGAGAUCUUCAAAAUCUGUCAGGUGCUGGGAACGCUGAAGAAGAUGGAUUGGCCUGAAGGUUACAACCUGGCGACCUCAAUGAACUUCCGUUUCCCAAAGUGUGUCCCCACCAGCCUCAGAUCCUUGAUCCCCAACGCCAGUAACGAAGCGAUCACACUGAUGAAAGACAUGCUGCAGUGGGACCCGGAGAAAAGGCCAAGCGCUGCUCAGGCACUGCGGUAUCCAUAUUUCCAUGUCGGCCAGGCGCUUGGUGCCCCUCUUAAGUACUCGGAGCAGCACAAGGCCCAGGUAAGGGUGGCAGAGACAAACACAGGACUGAAGCCUCUGUCUCUCUAUAAGACCGAGUCACAGACCUGCAGCCAGUCUCUCCCCCAGCCGCUUCAGCAGAUCCAGAUUCCCCAGGAGCCACACAUGCAGACAGAGGGCCAGCAAGAACCCCUCAGCCUGGUUAAGAACAAGCCCCCGAUGAGCUGGCCCACUCCGGCGCGAGGAACUCCCACAGGAGCAGAGAACAGCGUCACCAGAGCAAGGACUGGACGUCGACGAUGGGGACAGACGUCCAUCAAGUCAAUCGAUAGCUGGGACAACACCGACGAUGUAGACACCGGAGUUUCCAUCUCCAAAAAACCUACCAUCAGCUCUCUGAAGGACAGCGAUGCAUCCAACUGUCGAUCUCCAGAGUCAAAGAGCUGUACGGGAGGAAAGCCAACGAGCAACAAAGGACUGAACAGAGCGGAUUCCACAGCCUUGUCUGCCAAGCAGCACUACCUCCGCCAGUCCAGAUACCUACCUGGUGAGAAAGACGAGAAAUACUGUAGGAUGCCCAAACACACUCUACACAUCUUAUUGGCAUGA